This is a messenger RNA of Colossoma macropomum (tambaqui), 5078 nucleotides long. It is a transcript of the gene amfra, whose product is annotated as autocrine motility factor receptor a. Gene Ontology annotation, biological process: ubiquitin-dependent protein catabolic process; endoplasmic reticulum unfolded protein response; protein K48-linked ubiquitination. Bases 786 to 2687 code for a protein of 633 amino acids. The transcript has 13 exons. Lineage: Eukaryota; Metazoa; Chordata; Actinopteri; Characiformes; Serrasalmidae. The record is from RefSeq and is a predicted model, not a curated record. Gene Ontology annotation, cellular component: cytosol; ubiquitin ligase complex; endoplasmic reticulum. Gene Ontology annotation, molecular function: ubiquitin binding; ubiquitin protein ligase activity.
AGCAGCGCCGGAAAAGGUAGGAGAGACAGAGAGAAGGUCCGAGAAACAACUGGAAGAGAAAUAACCCGCAGACAGGCAAAGAGACAGACAGACAGAUAGACAGACAGCUGCUCUGGAGAGCUCGGCCCACGGCUCACAGCCCGAGAGUCUUCACCGAAGAUCGGUGUGAAUAACGAGUCCUCUGUCCGACCAGCACAGUUUGGAUUAAUCCGCUUAAAACACAUGAACGAUUUCGGCCGCGGAGCUGGAGCGGUUAGCCUGACAGCAGCUAACCAGCUAACCAACAACACGGACUCCCUAACCUACCACUGAACCGUCAACUGUUUUAAACUGUCACCGGUACUGAACCAACAAGUGUUAACCUGUAGUGAUGGGCUUUAAAACGGACAAGAGCAGCAGAGUAAAUGUGGGUAUGUUCCGUGUGUUUGUGAGCGGGUCCGUCGUUUGCACGUAGACAAGACUAGACAGGGCAGACAGACGGAGCGCGCUAGCUGGCUGGCUAGGUGACUGACUAGCAUAGCUUUCCGUCACCUGACAUGGUAAGGUGGAUUCGUGUAGUUCAGUGACUUACAAUCGUGACAGUAACGUGCAAAAAGAAAGCUGUGAACAGCCGUAUUAUUCUCCCUGUUCGGCGUGUCUGGCCAGCCGUCCUGGGUUUCGUGCCGUGACCCUAAUCCGAGAGCUUGUCACAAGAGAGGAGAGCUCAGUUUUCACCAUCUUUGUUCAGUAAACACAAAAGAAACUUGUAUUUGGAAGUGACUCGUUGCACACUGGACGGUGUCGCUAUGCCUCUGUUGUUUUUGGAGAGGUUUCCCUGGCCUAGCCUGCAGACCUACACUGCGCUGAGCGCGGUUCUGCUGGCCGGGUCGAUCCUAAGUGCCUACACAGCCGUAACACAGCCCGAGCCUUCGCCUUCAGCGGCGGAAGACUCUCAGAGCGCCACCAUCGAGGACAUUAAAGUGGACCAAGCCGAUAGCUUUGAAAAUGUAGCCUCCAGUGUGCUGCUGUAUCUCAUAUCGGACAGCUUAUUUGUUUGGGUGAUGGUGAACACAGCUUGCUGUAUCCUCAUGCUCAUCGCCAAGAUGAUCCAGUGCAUCGUUUUUGGCCCACUGCGGGUCAGCGAGAAACAGCAUUUGAAGGACAAGUUCUGGAACUUCAUCUUCUAUAAAUUCAUCUUUAUUUUUGGGGUGCUGAAUGUGCAGACAGUGGAGGAGGUAGUGCUAUGGUGUUUGUGGUUCGCUGUGCUCAUCUUUCUCCAUCUCAUGGUUCAGCUCUGUAAAGAUCGGUUUGAAUAUCUUUCUUUCUCGCCAACCACUCCCAUGACCAGUCAUGUGCGAGUACUGGCCCUGCUAGUGUCCAUGCUGCUCUGCUGUGGAGUCCUAGCUACUCUCUGUGGCCUGGUUGGGCAUCUUCAUGGCAUGCAUACGGUGGCGUUUAUGGCGGCUGAGUGUUUACUUGUUACGGUGCGUACUGGACAUGUUAUCAUAAGGUACUCUAUUCACUUGUGGGACCUGAAUCAUGAAGGGACCUGGGAGAGCAAAGGCUCCUAUGUCUACUACACAGAUUUCAUUAUGGAGCUUGCCCUCCUCUGCCUUGACCUGAUGCAUCACAUCCACAUGCUGCUCUUUGGGAAUAUCUGGCUGUCCAUGGCAAGUCUGGUGAUUUUUAUGCAGCUGCGUUAUCUCUUCCAUGAGGUGCAGCGGAGAAUCCGUCGUCACAAGAACUACUUGCGUGUCAUUGACAACAUGGAGUCCAGAUUUGCAGUAGCAACCCCAGAUGAGCUGGUUGCCAAUAACGAUGACUGUGCAAUCUGCUGGGAUUCAAUGACCUCAGCAAGGAAACUACCCUGUGGACACCUCUUCCACAAUUCUUGCCUGCGCUCAUGGCUGGAGCAGGAUACCUCUUGUCCAACGUGUCGUAUGUCACUGAACAUCAAUGAAGGUGGGAGAGAGAGGGAGGAGGGCCAGAGGGCACCAAUGGAUGACAACAUGGCUGCAGGUCCCGGGGCUGAUGCCAGACCUCACCUCAACCAACAUAACCACUUCUUUCACUUUGAUGGCUCCCGAAUUGCUAGCUGGCUCCCAAGCUUUUCCGUGGAGGUCAUGCAUACACCCAACAUCCUGAGCAUUGCACAGGCCAACAACUCUCAGCUCAACGCGAUGGCGCAUCAGAUCCAGGAGAUGUUUCCCCAGGUUCCUUACCACCUGGUCCUACAGGAUCUGCAGCUCACUCGCUCUGUGGAAGUCACCACUGAUAACAUCCUGGAGGGCAGGAUCCAGGUGCCUUUCCCUGCUCAGCCUGUAGACCGCACACCCAUACAAGUGAACCCUACCCCAGAGGAGCCAGCGGGAGCCAGCGGUGGUCCAGAGGUCUCUGCUGCAGAGACGGAGGACUUUGAGGUCCGGGGCAGUCGCUUCUCAAAGUCUGCAGAAGAGAGACAGAGGAUGCUGUUGCAGAGGAAGGAGGAGCUGUUGCAGAGAGCACGCAGACGCUAUCUGAACAAAAGUUCUGGAGAAGGAGCUGCUUCAUCCUUUGCUGCAGCUGCAAUUGCUAUGCCUGAGAGCGAUGAUACUGUGCCCUCUCUGGAGGAUGAACGUUCUAGCUCGGACUCUAUGACCGUGCGUCGCAGGAUGCUAGCAGCUGCAGCUGAGCGCCGCAUGCAGAGACAGCCAGACGCACCCCUCUGAGGCGGGACAGCCAAUAUGUGCACAUCCAGCUACGCCCCCUCCAAACCUUCCCAUGGUUGUUUCUGUGACAACAGGGAAUUAUCUUCUGGUCACGCUCAUCUUAAGUCAAACAAAAUUGUGCAUGACACUUGCCUGUGCUGUGGUACAGCCGUGUCUAACAGGUGUCUCUAGCAGCUCGGGUGUGUCUCAGAAAAGUUUCAGUGUCUACUCAGUCUUAACCCUUAUCUAUUGCACAAUGUUAAUAUGUGACGCACCAGCUUGGCUGUGCUCUGCGGAAAAGUCUAUGCAUGUGUCAUUUUUACCUGAAGUCUCUCAUCUGUCUGAAGAAUAAUGGGCUUGCCACUAUAGUUCAUAAAGGAACCUGGAGAACCUCGGGACAGAAUUACAAAUCUAAAGCCUGGUGGUUCUUCAGAGUCCUUUUUAGUGUUAAAAUGGGCUGUCAGAAACCGACGCAGCACGAGCAUCAUUUAUUGUAGGUCCGUUCAGGACCAUAGCAAUGCAAGCAUACUUUUUAUUGAUUUUAGUUUGGGAAUGUUUCAUUUAGGUCUUGUGUAGACACUGUUUUGUUCUGUAAAAUGUGAUUUUUAGAAUCAGUUUAUGAAAUCUAGUUUUGAUGAUUUUAAUCUAAAUGUCAUUUGCUAACAUUUUAGGACCUUUGUUAAGCAUGGGCUGUGGCCAGUAAUCAGCUUCUUCCAUGGUUGCGUGCAUUCUAAAAUUAUCUAUUGCUCCAUCUCCACGAACAGAUGCUCUUCUGGCUUAGAUGAAACUUCAUGGACUCAGAAAAAAAAAAAUCUGGGCUAAAAAUUGAGACCUAAUUUGCUUCAUGGUUUUAAUGUCACAAUAUCUGACAGCGCAGGAUAGUGCUGUAGGCUUUGGUGUAUCUUUUUAAAGCAAUCGGAGACUGCUCAAAUGAUUUGAAUGCCUGUCGUCUGAUCUCAGUCCGUGUUUAUGGUGUUGUGAAGACGACAAGCUGGCAGUUGUAGCCAGCUGAGGCCCAUAGCCUCGAUCAGCUUUGCUCAGUGUCUCUUUGGAAAAGUGUGCAAACAAAAUUGGAGAGAGUUUAUAUAUUGUUUGUCUUUAUUUUGUCUUAUCAUUUCUUGUCAGUGUUUUUACACUAGGCUAAUAUUUCAACUUUCAUAUUUGCAUUCGGUUAUCUUCGAUGAUUAUUACUGUAGACUUGAUGGGGUGGAAUGUUACUGUGUGCCAUGUUAGUGCUCUCUGUUUUGUGGUACGUGUAGAGAGGAAGUGAGGUGCACACAGUUGAUUGGGGUGUUGGGAGAUAUGAGUUAAGAUGGAAAACAGGAAAGCUUUAGUAUAUAUUUUAACUCCGUUUUGAGUUAUACUUCGAUUGCUUUAUGUUUGGCAGAUUUCUAAUUCAACAUGCCACAAAGAUGCUUUCUUUUUUGCUUGUUAGUUCAGAGCAUUUGUUUAAUUAUUUUAAUUAAUGAACUUUAAGCAAUACAGAAUCUUAAAUUACAUCAAGCUGAAGGUUUACUCUAGGGUCAUUUUGCAUGCCAGCAGUCGCAGCGUGGGGAGUUCUGCAGUCUGACUUUCCGAGUGCAGCUCAAGGCAGAAAGUCCCAGUGUUCAUAAUAAUAAUAAUAAUAAUGAUGAUGAUGAUGAUGAUAAUAAUAAAUCACUUGUUUUUAAGCUAACUUUUGGAGUGAACAAAAAUAUUUACAAGGUGGUGCAAGAUGCUAGUAGCAAGCUAUUAACCAGGUAUGCCUAACUAGAAAAGCGUUGAUACUACAGCAUUUUUUCGACCUCAGUUAAGAGUUGGAGGUCUUUAAACUGGUCUUGUCUAUGUAGUGAUGUGCUGUCACUACUGUUUUACACUGUGAACCUAUUUAUCAGAUGUUUUUUCUCAUUUCAUUUCACAACUACCAACCAUUUUAUGUUCUGUCUUUCUUUUAUGGUCUUCUUGCUGCCUCUCUCUAUGCAUGAAGUCACUGUUUGUGAUGUAUCUGUCUUAAAUUUCCUAACCAAGUAUUCCCAAAGACUGAGCUACAGGUGAUUGUUACCUGAGGUUCAAGAUUGUGAUAAGUAUUCUUAACAUAUACAGCUUUUUCUCUAACCCUGGGUCAGUUCUGGGGCUCUUUGCUGUGGUUGCACAGCUGCACCUUAGAUCAGUAUUUCUGUAACUGAUUUAGAUGAUUCACUUUAUCACAGUUAAGAAAAAUGUGAUUCACUUCUGGCUGUCUAUUCUAAAUCUGAAUGAACUAUCUGAAUGCUUUUUGUAUACAUGAUUUUUUCAUUUGUGCCUAAAUUCAACAGUGGAUCAAGGAUUGUUUGAAUUGUGUAAAUAAUUUUGUAAUAAAGACUGUAUAGUAAUUGUGAAAUGACCCUGUACAAAAUAAAAUUCAGAGCUACUAUAGAGGCUUUUAAUGAAGUC